UUGACACCCUUGGCUCUCGUUCAUUCUGUGCUGCCUGCACUUUCAACAUCGCAGCAAUGGGUGUCAGUCUUACCACAUCACUUAUGUGUACUCGUUAUAACUCCACAUUAUCAUUUUACUUUGACAUCUUUGUGUUUUUUUCCUCACUCUCUUAUUGUCCCCAGCAUCAAUAUGCAGGUCGUUAAAGCCUAGUCGUGUAAUUUAAUGGUUAACCGCACAACACUCCCCUCUUUCCUCCACGCCACGGUCCACGCUUCAUAAGCCGUGUGCAGCCUCUUGAGGCUCAGUCAGUCAGCCCACGGAAGGAGCCCACACGCACACGUACACGAUGGCUCUAGCAGAAGCGUCCAAGCAACGCGACGACUCGCACUUUCCGGAAAUCGUCGAGCUGAACGUCGGGGGACAGGUGUACGUCACCCGGCUGCAAACUCUCGUUGCGGUGCCGGAUUCGCUCCUUUGGCACAUGUUCAGCCGCCGGACCCCCAAGGAACUGGCCAGAGACACCAAGGGCCGCUUCUUCCUGGACCGAGACGGUUUCUUGUUCCGUUACGUACUCGACUAUCUGCGCGACCAGACCUUAGUGCUCCCGGACUACUUCCCGGAGAGGAGCCGACUGAGGAGGGAGGCGGACUUCUUUCAGCUUCGAGAGCUGGCCAAGAGGCUCUGCCCACAAGUGAGUAAGGACAACUCCGUCAGUGAGGAGAUUAGCCACAGCGAUACCGAGGACAGCUCGCUCCAAGGCAGCCAGCCGCCGUGCGCAUCGGCCGGAGGCGCGGAUGCAACGUUACGCACCAGCACGGCCGUGCGCUCCCCGUCUAUGGACUCCAGGAAGUCGGGCUACAUCACUGUUGGCUACCGCGGAUCAUACACCAUCGGCCGGGACAUCCAGACCGACGCCAAAUUCCGCAGGGUGGCGCGCAUCACUGUGUGCGGGAAGACAUCCCUGGCCAAAGAGGUGUUCGGAGACACGCUCAACGAGAGCAGAGACCCGGACCGUCCGCCGGAGAGGUACACGUCGCGCUACUACCUCAAGUAUAAUUUCCUGGAGCAGGCUUUUGACAAGCUCGCCGAGGUGGGCUUCCACAUGGUGGCAUGCAGCUCUACGGGCACCUGCGCCUACACCAGCAAUGACCCCGGCGAGGAUAAAAUCUGGACAAGUUACACCGAAUAUGUCUUCUGUCGAGAACAGUAGCCAGAGUACUUUUUAAAUGGAAAUAAAUGAUGCCCCUUUAUUCGACUACAUCCUUGGAAUAUUAAUUACCCGUAUCACCAGAUACGAUUCAGAGAUUACAAUGCAGCCCUCCAAAAAUCCAUACAAAUGUAGAACUAUGGUUAUCGACCAUGUGUUUCACAACCUUUACUGAGCUACGCACAUAUUUACCACCCGACAAAGUUACAAGAAGUAUAUAGACAACACUGAAUCCCCGCCUAUCUGCAAAUUGAUUUUUGGACCGCAUCCUCCAUUAAAUGUUGAAAAACUCACCUAUCUGCUGUUUUUUUGGUUUCCAACUGGUGCCAAGUAAAUGUUAGGUAAUUAGCUUCAUUUAGACAAAUGUACUCCUUUGCUGCUAUCUUGUGGCCUUUUUAGGGAUGCUGUCAAUUACAGUACUUGUGGAUUUUCACCUUUGGCAGUGGGGCUCUGUUGCAACCCCCUGUUGAAUAAGUAAAAUUGAGAUGAUGUAUGGUCAUAGUGGAAGAGCAUUUCAUUGUUCUGCCUGUCACACUAUACAUCGCUGGCAUAUGAACAAAGCUACAUCAUUCGUAUAAGUUUUGGACCAAUGACGUGGCAUUGUUACAUACUAAAAACAAUGUUCUUGAUCCUGUGUGUGCAUAUGUGACAAGUUGCUAAAAAAAAAAUCAGGCUCCAAUAAUAUAAUUCGAGAUGGAACUAUUAACUUUGUUUUGAUUGACAUUGUAGAGAGUGAGUGAUAUUAUUUUUGGCCCAUGUUGAGAAUCAAAGUCUUAAGAACACAAAAUUUGAAUGUAAUCCAAUCAAAACUGUGACCUGUGUUAUGAAAUAAAUGACUGCGCAGACAGACACUAUCCAGUCUAGUGCAAAGCAGCGUGAUACAACUAAACAUUCAUCUCGGUAGAAGGCCGACAUCUGAUUUUCAAUUGACUGCUGUCUUAAUUAGGAAGAUUAAGGUGGCAAAGUUCUCACAAAGGGGCUGCCAGAUCACUCCUGCACUUCGCUGUAUAUAAAAAGUUCUUUCGUCCUUUGCAUAUUGAUCUUGUCCAAUAAAAAGCAUGUAUUUGUAUUGUCUUUUUUGUUCUUUUUUUUCUUUUGAUUAGAAACAAGAAAAUGGACAAAGAAAGUCAGUUGUUGGUAUGGCAAUAGCUGCUUCAGCUAAUAGUAGCAUCAUUGCAACAAGACGCGGUGUACCUCACCAACGCAGUGAUUUCUUUGUGUGUAUGAAUAAACUCAGAAUACUGA
Molecule: messenger RNA, 2434 nt
Organism: Hippocampus zosterae (dwarf seahorse)
Lineage: Eukaryota; Metazoa; Chordata; Actinopteri; Syngnathiformes; Syngnathidae
Product: BTB/POZ domain-containing protein KCTD12-like
Exons: 1
Coding region: 329-1192 (287 amino acids)
Biological process (GO): protein homooligomerization; regulation of G protein-coupled receptor signaling pathway
Cellular component (GO): presynaptic membrane; postsynaptic membrane
Molecular function (GO): protein binding
Source: RefSeq, a predicted model, not a curated record